AUGACCCAACAGCAGAGAAUACUAAAUCACGAAAUGCCUCCAGACGAGUGUGUUGAUAAAGCGGAUAAGUAUGGAUCAGAAUACAGGGGAACUGUAUCUGUCACAAAAUCAGGACUCGUCUGCCAGAGAUGGGACUCUCAAUCACCUAAUGUACACAGAAGAACUCCUGAGCGUCACCCUGAUUCAGGACUGCAAGAGAACUAUUGCAGAAAUCCAGGCGGUGUGAAUAUUCGAGGCAUCUGGUGUUUAAAUGGUGAGGGAACUGAUCCUGUGUUGGAAUUAUGUGAUAUACCUACAUGCAGUGGAGCUGACGAAACUGAAGGAGAGGAGGAAGCUGAGGGCGAAGAAAUAAGUAGCUCCCUUGGCAUGUCCAUCCCCGCUCUUCCUCUGGCCUUUGCUAUCCUGCGUUUAUAAUCGCUUAAACACGGUCGAUAUCACGGAAACAUAUGACUCCGACAGUGCUCUUCAACUAGACCUGAACGCUUUGGUUGACUUGGUUAUAUCAACUUAUUAAGAUGGAACUCAUUUCAUUAUUUGAAGCAUUAUAAGACUUUUUACAAAUCCUCAAAUAAUUUUACCCCAAAAGUCAGAAACAUAGAAUUCAGAUUAAAUGGCUUAAUUUCGUGAAUCUUUUAAUCAUU
Bolinopsis microptera is the source of this 641-nucleotide messenger RNA. Its product is annotated as plasminogen-like. Gene Ontology annotation, molecular function: signaling receptor binding; endopeptidase activity. The record is from RefSeq and is a predicted model, not a curated record. The coding region runs from base 1 to 414 and encodes 137 amino acids. The transcript has 6 exons. NCBI's taxonomy places the organism in Eukaryota, Metazoa, Ctenophora, Tentaculata, Lobata, Bolinopsidae.